This is a messenger RNA of Exaiptasia diaphana, 1539 nucleotides long. Its product is annotated as F-box/LRR-repeat protein 20-like. Gene Ontology annotation, molecular function: protein binding. The record is from RefSeq and is a predicted model, not a curated record. The transcript has a single exon. Bases 7 to 1491 code for a protein of 494 amino acids. Gene Ontology annotation, biological process: positive regulation of protein ubiquitination; SCF-dependent proteasomal ubiquitin-dependent protein catabolic process. NCBI's taxonomy places the organism in Eukaryota, Metazoa, Cnidaria, Anthozoa, Actiniaria, Aiptasiidae. Gene Ontology annotation, cellular component: SCF ubiquitin ligase complex.
GAAAAGAUGAGCGCUUUGAUUGAUAUUUUACCAGACAGUAUACUACUUGAAAUUUUCUCGUCUUUGUCGCAAAAGAAACUUUGCCAUGUUGCCUUGGUUUGUAAGCACUGGCGAUGUCUGGCUUAUGAUGGGUCACUUUGGCGAUCAGUUAAAAUACAUCGACUUAAACCUUACCAUUUAAAUAGUCUUACAGAACGACGUCUUGGCCGACAACUGAAGCAAGUGGUGUUGUGGAGGUGCAGUAUUAGUAAUGAAAAUCUGUUUUACUUUGCCAAGGCGUGCCCACACCUGCAAGAAAUAAUAUUGAGAAAAAACACUUUGAAACUACAAAGAAGAAAUGACUUAGGAAAGCUAUGUUUUCCUGAACUUCGAGUGCUCGAUGCUCGCGAUCUUCAAGGUUACGUUUCUCAUGUUCUGGAAAUGAUUGCUGGUGCUCCAAAACUAGAAAAGUUAGCUAUAGAUGGAAGCAUGGAUGGAUUUUUUGAUUACAAUGUUUUUAGAAGUACUCCAGAACUAAGAACACUUGACUGCUCCAGGUGUAUGGACGUACUGGACGAGGGUGUGGCUUUUCUAGCACAGGAAUGCCCCAAAUUAGAAUCACUGUCACUAAUGAGAUGCUACAUGAUCGAAGGGAUGACUUUACCACUAUUAUUCCAAAGAUGUCGAGCUAUUAAAUCCUUAUCUCUGGCUUAUACACAUGUCACGGACAAUGUGCUAAUGAGUUGUGACUUUGACAAAUGCUGUUUGGAAGAACUUGACAUCUCGCACUGCCCUGGUGUUAGUAGUAGAUCCAUUUCAUAUAUCACAUCAAAAUUACGUAAUAUUACAUACCUCAAUAUCAAUAGCUGUAACUAUGGACCACAUGGCAUCCAUCGAGACAUACUAAGAAAUAUAGCUUGUAACAAGACACUCAAGGUACUCAACAUCGAUGCUGUUGACGGGCAAGAUGGCGCGGAUCGAGAUUUCGUUAAGAUUUCUCAGCACUGUAAAAGUCUAGAAGUAUUACGAGUUAACAAGGCGUUUGCAACGUUAGCCGGUUUGCAACAGUGUCUCAGAAACCUUCCGUUCUUGAAGAGAUUUGGGAUUGUGAAUUAUCGUCGCGACCAUCUCGAUACAGGCUUAGAAGUUCAAUACGUACUCCAAGCUUUAGCGACAUUUUCACCUAAGCUUGAGAUUCUUGAACUUAGCGACUUCCUAGAUAAAGAAACCAGUGAAAAAAUAGAGGCUUUCUAUAGGCUCAUGAUACGAUGCGCUGGUUUGAGAAAGAUAUCCAUAUUCACGCUAAAUCGAGACAUUUUUGUCAUGGCAGCACAAGCGCGCAUGCGUGCUAUUAGAAGUGACAUACGAUUGGUUCAGCCAACUAUGAUUUGCCCGACACCACGUGUUGUCACAACCCUUCCACAUAGAUCGUUCGACCAGGUAGUUUAUAGUGAUACGGAUAAAAGGAUUCAAGACGAUGAUGACCCUUGGAUAGCAAGAAAAUAUUAUUAAACUUUUAGUAAAUCUAUUAUUUUCUAAAUAAAUCUAUGUUUAACUGUA